Molecule: messenger RNA, 11434 nt
Organism: Mytilus californianus (California mussel)
Lineage: Eukaryota; Metazoa; Mollusca; Bivalvia; Mytilida; Mytilidae
Exons: 31
Coding region: 24-7175 (2383 amino acids)
Source: RefSeq, a predicted model, not a curated record
CAUUGGCAAUACAGGUACUGAAGAUGGCCCAAAGACAUGCUGCUGAGAACAGAAGAAAUGUAAUAGAGACGUUCAAAGUUCACCUUCAUGAUGAUAUUGAGAAAGCAUUCCAGAAGUUCAGAAUGACAGUGAUUCAUACAGCAUCUGACGGAACAUGGGAAGUUAGGAACCGUUACAUGACACUUCACCCUGAAGUGGCAAUACAAGAAAUAUUUGAGAAAUUUAAAUUUAUUAUGUUAAUGGAAGAGCCUUCAACUAGAUCACAGAUUAAAAUGCAUCAAAAGAUUGAAUCCUCCAUCCUGAACUUUCUUCAGAUUCUAAGAACAGAUGUUAAUGCCAGUGCCUUGUUUCAUUUAGCAAUAUGUGUCAGCCAUUCUGUGCUUCAGGAGGCAGCUAUGAAACGUUUGUUACCCAGAGAAGAAGAUGAGAAGACAGAGCAGGAUGGAGAAGAAAGAGUUAAGCCACCCAAAGGUGAUGUUAUUAAUCUGCUGAAGAAUUACCUGAAGCGUUGUUUACAACGUGGUGCAUUAAAUUUAUCAUUGCUUGAUAAGAUAGAAGAAAAAAUUGCUGAAGAGUGUAAUUUUCCGUCCUUUGCUGAAAUUGGUUAUGGAAGAUUUCUACACUUUACCUUACAGGAGACAAAAGAAUUGCUUGAGGAAUAUGGAGGAACAUCACUUGGUUCUGGUUCAGGGAGCAGUGAUUCUGAGAGUGGCUUUAAACCUUGUAAUGGGGAUAUACUCAGCUUCAUCCAUCAGUGUACACAGUGUGGUAAAGUCUCCGAAGAAGACAUAGAUGCAGCCUUGUGCAACCAGUUCAAUGUAAAGGAGACUAGACAUUUAGGUUAUGGGAAGAUAACCAAUCUGAUGACAGCAUCAAAGAAACCAGGUCAACAUCAAUAUCAUGAACACUCCUUGGUGUUUGAAGUUGCCAUGGGAACUGAUGUCAGAAUAAAGACAGAAUCAAAGAUAGGAAUGUUAGGUCAUCAAACCAGAGAAGCUGCCCUUGCCUGCCUACAUAAUUGCCCACUAUUAGAAGAUAUGGAGAUAUGGAGCCACUGGUCUCUUGUAUUUGAACCAGAACUAGGCAAACUGAAAGAAUUUAUCCAGAAAUAUGGAGGAACAAAUACUAUUCCCGUUGAUGGUGGUAAAAGGUCAUUUACAUACCAUAUCAUUGCCAUGGAAACAUCACCAGGAGUUUUACUGAAGUUGACCAGCCAAACUUCUACUGAAUUGUUUGAGGAGGCCCUGAUGCAAAAGAACCCCAGAAAUGUUUGUGGACAAUUGAUGUCUCUAAUUGUGUCAAAUAAAGGCAUGAAGAAUAUACCUCUGGCUCUGAUAACAAAUCAGAUGAAAUCUCAGUUGUUUACCAUGCAUGCUGCUGAUACUAAUGACAGUCUACCUGGAGCACCACCAUCAGACAACCAUACAGAUGAAGCUGUUCAGUUUGUUCUGCAAUGUCUGGUUAUUUUGCCUGUCAAAACCUGUGUGUCAUUAGCCAAUCAGAUAUUUUUAGAGCCAUUAGGACAGGUGGUAGGAUCAUCUAAAUCCAAGUUUUUAUUGUUAUCUGCAUGUCAGACAGCAGACGACACUAACAGACUACAGGAACUAGGAUGUAUGUUGGGGGUAGGAGAAUGGACGAGUCAGAUACAACAGAAAUGUCAGAUAAUGAUGACAGAUGUAGAAAUCGUACCAGAGGAGGAGGCUGAGAUGAUUGUUUUGGACAACAAUGAAGUAGAGGAAGAUGAAGAAGAAUUCGAGACAGCAUCAGUGAGCUCUGAUCUCAGUGAAAUCCUGUUAGAAGGAGACAUUGACAAAAAAAAUGACAAAUCUACAGAUAAAACAUCAUUGACAGGUGAUGAGGUGUCAGAAUUCAUAAGUGAGACAAUAACACUAACAACCAAGGAAAAGGAAGAUUCAGCAGAAGAAAUUAGUGAUUUGAAGGAUAUGGAAAUUAAGAUUGAUGAAGAAAUCCAAUCUGAACUAUUUAUAAAUGUCUGUGAAAAAGCUGUAAAUACUAUUCGUAGAGAAGAGUUUGGAAUCGGUAUAGAAUUAAAUGAAGAUGGACAAAGAUUGAAAAUAGUUCAAGAUGAGAGACUUGGUAGAAGUUUGGAUCGUCUGUCAAAAGAUUUGUACAGUAAAGAUACUCACUUUGUGCUGGAAUUGAUACAGAAUGCAGACGACAAUGAUUACCCAGAAUUCCUAGCUAGAAAUGGACAGAUGGCUUCUGUAAAGUUUAUUAUGCAGACAGAUGGAGUGAUUGUUCUCAACAAUGAGAGUGGAUUUUUAGAGAAAAAUAUCAAAGCACUUUGUGAUGUAGGAAGAAGUACAAAAGGAAAGCACAAAUUUGGAUAUAUAGGUCAAAAGGGUAUAGGGUUCAAGUCAGUGUUUCGUGUGACUGAUAGACCAGAGGUACAUUCCAAUGGCUACCAUAUCUGCUUUGAUGUACAGAGUGGACCAAUGGGAUACAUUCUACCACACUGGAUAGAAGAUGAAUGGAAUGCAUAUGAAAGUUGGACAACAAAGAUAGUCCUUCCCUUGAAAGAAGAGAUGAAGAUUCAUAUGAGAUCAUUAGCAGCCAGAUUUAAUGACAUUCAUCCAUCUUUACUGCUGUUCUUACACAGAUUGAGAGAAAUUACUAUUGAUAACAAGGUAGAAAAUUCCUCCCAGGUGAUGAGAAGAAAUGAUUUAGGUAAUGGUGUGAUAGAAAUAGAACAUAAUAAUGGAAUAGAUAGAUGGCUAGUUGUUAAGAAGAUGUUGGAUGCUUCAAAAAUAUCUCUCCAGGCCAAAUCUGGAGUUGAAGUGGAAUCUACAGAGAUAUCUUUGGCGUUCCCGCUGUCAGAUCAGUGUGUCUUAAGUAAGGUUAUGCCACCUAAACAGCCUGUAUUUGCCUUCCUUCCACUGAGGAGUUAUGGUUUUAGAUUUAUUAUCCAGGCUGACUUUGAUGUUCCUUCCAGUAGAGAGGAUGUGGAUUGUGACAGUGCAUGGAAUCAGUGGAUUAGAAAUGAAAUCCACAAACUCUUUUUGGAGGCUCUGGAAGUUUUCAAGAAUCAUGAAGAGUUUACUGGAAUGAAGGCCCUUAUAAACUUUCUACAGUUUGUUCCAGUAGAGGGUGAAAUACUAGAUUUCUUCAGACCUGUUUCCACACAGAUUCUUAAACAACUUAGAGCUAAGCCUUGUCUACCAACUCAGCCCUACAAUGGUGGUGAUGUAUUAUGGAAGUUACCAACACAGGUUGUCACAGUAAAGGACUCAUUGGUCCAUGAAGUUGUCACACCAGAGUUCCUACAGAAACAUUUGGACCUUUUCUACCUUCACAGAGAAGUUGCAGACAUGUUGAACCCUACGCUGAUACAGUGUUUAGGAAUAGAAUCUCUAACAGUUAGCCACCUUAUUCAGAUAGGAAAAGCUAUUACAAUGUUACCUAUCAAUGAAGACGAUUUCAAUACCAGGAUAUGUGUAAUAGCCAAAUGGUUAGCCUGUGUGUAUCGUAGCUUAGAUGAAUUUCAUGACAACCAGGAGAUUUACAGUGAACUAAAGAAGAUGAAUAUCAUACCUCUAGCUUCACAAGUCUAUGUAUCAUUGGAGGAUAAUACUAUCUUCUUUCCUCUGUCUCUGGAAGAGAUGGCAAGAUCACAUAAGUACAGAGAUCCAAUAUCUUAUCUACAAGAAGACAUGAAAACCGUCCAUCCAUUGUUUCUGGCAGCUCCUGACAAUGAGGUCAACUCACAGGUUCAGAAAAUGUUGGUAAAACUGGAUGUCUGUCAGUUAACACCAAAUGAUGUUAUCAACCACCAUAUACUUCCUGUGUUAAAGUCAGAUAUGUGGAAGGUUAAAAACAGGGAAACAUUGAUUAGCUAUCUGGUUUAUAUUAAAGAACAGACAGAAAAGAACAGCUCAUUGGUCAAUAUGGAUGAGUUAGCUAAUAUUGCCAUAGUGAUGACCAAUCAGGGUGAAAAGAAUCCUAAAAAAGACAAUGUUCAUUUCACACCUGUAUAUGGAAACAAAUAUAAUUUGAUGCAAAUUUUUCCAGGAUAUGAUUGGUGUUUGUUAGACAGUGUAUACAUACAGGACCAGAGCAGUAACACAGAGAAACAAAAAUGGCACAAAUUUUUCUGCAGACUUGGCAUCACUGAUUUCAUCACAGUUAGACCUGUACAGGUGGAAUUGGAUUCUGAAUCAGUGAAAGAAAGUGCCUGGUCCUCUUUAGAACAGUUGUAUCCUGAAGACUUCAGCCAGGGUUGUGUUAUAGAAGAUUACAGCUGUGAUGAAAUCAGGGAUCUAUUGAAAUCCAACACGUGUCCUCAACAUUACAAACAACAGAUGAAAUCCCUUUGUGAAUACCUAGAUCAGGUCUGGGAUACACAAUUUGUUAGAUACACAAAAACAAAACUAAUCAGAAAGGAUAACAAACAAGAGAGGGAUGUUGAAUCGUCCUUCUGUAUCUGGUUGAAAACUUGUGACUGGUUACCUGCCAUUGAAGUGAAGGCAGAAGUGGGAAAUAAUGGUGCCAUUAAGUAUUCAGAAGAAGUUUGCUGUCAGAAGCCUUGCACAUUAUAUUAUCCAUUUGAAAAGAUUGUAAAGUUGCUUCAUUACACUGUGACAUAUGUUGAUGGGCCGUUCAAUACAGAUAAAAAUUCAUUUGCAAACUUUUUGGGUUUGAAAUCUGAUGUAUCGUUAGAGGAUCUAAUCAGUAGUUUGAAAAAAUGGGGUCAAAGGUCUGAUGGUAGUAUUCCAACAUUAUUUGUAACUUCACAAAGCCAUAUAGAAUAUUUGUACAACUACCUUGGGGAUAAUCUAAACAAGAAGCAGAUUCAGGACCUAUUAGACAAGGAACCAGUCAUAUUUGUUCCUGUGAAGACAAAAAGUUAUGACAGAGGAGAUCCUAGUAAACAAAGAUUUAAUGUCAAUGUUGCUGGUCAGAUGCUUAGCCGACAGGAAGUUUGGUGGGAAGACAAAACAGAACUGUUCCAGAAAUAUCAGGAUAUUCUAACAGAGAUUCAUGCUGAUAUUGGCAUUAAGAAGAUUCUCUCUAGGUUUAUGAAUUAUUCUAAGUCACCUAGUCUGAGAGAAUUUUUCAGGACUGGAAAAAUUCAAACCUGUCCAGAUGUUGGAGAAUAUUCUGAACUACUUGUUCAUGUUGCUAGUUCACAGAAUCGGGUGGAAUCAGAGACAUUACAUGAUGUCAUGAAAAUAUUGUCUAUUAUAGGAGAUUUAAUGUAUAUUGAUGAAAAUGAUCUAGAAAUAGAAACCAAGAAAAUGUUUUAUGAAAUUCAAAAGAAGAAAAUGUUGAGUCAUUUCAAAGGGCAGAAUAUCAUUCCAACAAAAAGAAAGACAUGGACAUCAAUUGAGAAAAAUCCUCUUAUUGCUGACAACAAUGAAUAUGAACAUAUCUUUAAGAAUGACGACAAUGUUCAUUUUGUUCUGAUGGAGGAAAAUGAACAUCGUAGAGGGCAGCACAAUGUUAGAGCUUCAGUUAGGGAAUCCUACCAUACAAAUGCUGAUGCCAUGAUGAGAGUUCUGAGAAUGUGUGAUAUUGAGCAUCUCAGUGAGGUUGUCGAGGAACAGAUCAUUCCCAGCGGGUACAAACUCUCCCCACGUUUACAAAACUACAUGAUAAAGUGUGUACCACUGGUGCAAGUAUUCCUGUUUAAUAACCAUAGAAAUACCUAUCAAAGUUUGAUUGACGAAGGCAUGGUAGACACACUUUCCAGACUGAAUUGUAUCGAGACUGACAAACUUGAAGUGAAAUACUGGUUUAAGAAUGACCCAGAUAUCUUUAAAUUAAAGGAAGAAAAUUGCAAACUGAACAAAGAGGAAUUUUUUUUUCAAAAACGACGUGAGGAAUCCUACAACUUUGUUGAUAUAAACAAAGCCAUAGCAAAAGUCUUUAGUAACAAUGACCGUGUAUGUUUCAAUGAUUUAAGAGAUUUGCUUACGGAGAUUCAUAGCUGUAUAUUUGAAAAAACAAAUGCGACACUAGAAGAUUGUUUGAGCAAAUAUAGUGCUAUUAACAUGGAUGACACUGAAGUGAAAUGGACAGUUCCACCGUCUUUGUUACCAGAUGUUGAACCAGUUGUUCAACAAGAAGAAGAUUAUGUUGAAGAGGUAGACGAAGAGAUCUCAGGACAGGAAGGUCUUGAUAGUGCUACGACCAAUGAACCUGCUCUAAUGAGAGCUUGGCCACCCAUGUCAGAUGGCAAAAAUCAUCCUAAGACAAAAAGCACGGUUGACAGGGAAGAACAAGCAGAAUCCAAAGUAUGGCCACCUCCUAAAGCUCCAGAUUACAUGAAAACUGUUAAAGACUUACCAUCUGGUGUUAGGGUGGUUAAAGAGAGCCAGGAAGGAGACGAGAAAACAUCUCAUAAUACAACAGACACAAAAGCUGAUAUCAUAAAGUCUGGUGAAAAACAUCCUGCUGAGGAUCAGCAUCAAGAAAUGUCUAGAGAAACAAUUGAUCAAAAUAAGUCUGUUCCUCCAAAAUCAAUCGGUGAUGGUGGACCAGCAGUGGCUCACCAUGAUGAUAGGUCUCCUUCAUCACACAAUGAUGAAAAGCCUCCGUCGUCUCACCAUGAUGAAAGGCCUCGUUCAUCACACCAUGAUGGAAAGCCACAUUUGAAUCACCAUGAAAACCAUGACAACCAUUCUUCAGCAACAUUAAGAAACAAAGUUCCUGUUGAUGCCCAGACAGGUUUGCCAGUAUGGGUAAAAGAGUUAGAUUAUGAAGAAGAAGAACUGGCAAGUGGAAAGACCUUGAAAUUACCUACUGUUGUCAUGUCUGAUGAUAAAACUCCAGAGAUUCCAGAGAUUGGACAAUAUGGAGAACAAAUAGUUCACAAUUAUCUUCUCAAUGAAAUGGACAAAAAUCCUAAUAUAUCAUUUGUAAAAUGGUGCAAUGAGGAUGAAGAAAUCGGCCAACCUUAUGAUUUCACAGUAGGCAUGAAAAGUGAAGAUGAGGAAUUUACUGUUUACAUUGAAGUUAAAAGUACAUUAUCAGAUACAAAAGAAAUUUUUGAGAUAUCAUAUCCUCAGGUCAGGUUUGCACAGGACAACAGGGAGAGAUUUCAUGUUUAUAGAAUUUUUAAUUCUCUAAAUCCUGACAGAGUUAGACUUGUUCGUAUACAGAAUUUAGCACAGAAAAUCAAUGCAAAACAAGUAAAGUUAUGUUUGUUGAUAUAAGUACCUAUACCUUUAUAUCAUUGCAUACUUUGUUGCUUCUCUAAGAUAAGAACUGAGAUACGCACAUACUGAUAUUAUUAGUACUGUAAAUUCAGAAAUUAUUGGGAUGUUUUUAUUAUGGGGCAUUAUCUACGAGAUAUGAAAAAAAAUAGAAUAUGAAUCAUUAAUAAAAAUGAAAUAAUAAUUUGCUUUUAGCAGCCAAUUUGGUUCAAUUUUGUGAAAAUAAGCAAAGAAACAUCGCUGAUGAAAUAUUCGCUUGCACUUAAAAAUUAUAAUUAACUUAUUUUUUUAACCUAUAACAUGAAAUCAAACAGACCUAGAAAAAAUCAAUUGCACGAGGUGGAUAUCUAUUUAUAUUUGUGUUUAUGUUUAUAUUGGGUUAUGUGACCGUCAGCAGUCUUCGGAGGUCAUCUCGAUAGUUAAUUAGAUGGCGUCUAGACUAAAAUACACACAAAAUUAUGAUAUAUAUUAUCGAGUACAUGCAUUGUUAACUGUUUAUUUCAGACUUAUUGUAAUUUGGAUAUAGGUUUUAGUAUGUUAUAAAUCAAAUAUGAGAAUUUGAGUCAAAUCGGUGAACAUGAAUUUGACAGCUAAUGCCCUUUUAAUGCCAAAAUUGGGACAGUAUCAUUUUGCAAUGAUAAAAACUUCCAUUAAUAAUUACAGAAGUGAUGUUCCUUCAUAUAUGUUUAUAAAAUAUGUGCAAUCACAUUAAUUAGAUAUCAUAUUUUGUCCUGAUGUCAAGGAUUUGCAUUAAUUUCUGAAUUUACAGUUUAUUUCAAUUUGAAUUUAUCUACAUAAUUAAUGUAUGGUAUUAAUUAAAAAGUAAAUUUAUAAUAUAAAAUGAGUGUUUAAGGUUUCAAACCAGCCCUUAUUUUGAGGUCCAAUCCUUACAUUUUUAUAAGGAUUUCUUCAAAAUAUAUUCACACUUCCUUUUGUAACAGAUAACUUUUUUAAUAAAAAUAUAGAACAGAAUUGAUCAAACCACAUUAAGCAUUAUCCCUUGUUCACUGACAAAGGACAAGGUACGAUAAGCCCCCGUUUUGGCACCCCUAUUUUCUCAUUUUUCAAAUUUUGUUUUGGAAAGCUACUUAUUAUGUUGAAAUAUUCCCUUAAGUUUGAAGUUUGUUUGGAUGAACUUCAAAACCAUUAAUUUCAGCAACUAGGUGAGGUGAGGGGGGUGAAAGGGCAUCAAAAAUGCCAAAAAUAGGAAAAAUUACGAUUUUUGGCCUGUGUUUCUUAAAAUUUAAUAGCUUGCGCCUACGUGACCCAGAGAAAAUUAUGGCGAUCUAGACAGCAAAAACAGUGAUAAUGACAUUGUAAUAAAAAAAAUUCCUGGGUCACGUUGGCGCAGGCACUUAAAAACUAAAAAAUCGUUGUUCGGAACACAUUCAAAGUGAAUAAUAAUUACAAAAUCUGAAUAAUAACGGAAAGUUUACCCCAUCACCUCACCCAGUUGCUGAAAUUAAUGGUUUUGAAGUUCAUCCAAACAAACUUCAAACCUCAGGGAAUAUUUAAACAUGAUAAGUAGCUUUCCAAAACAAAAUUUGAAAAAUAAGAAAUUAGGGGGGCCAAAACGGGGGCUUAUCGUACCUUGUCCUUUAAAUGGCAAAUUUUGGGUAAAGACAAAUACGAAAUACUAGUGAAAACACUAUGUUGGGGUUUGACAACAACAAAAACCUCCCAAAAAAGCAUAUUACUGUGUGAGAAGAAGAGAAAAACAAUUUUACUGAAAUUCAAAAUGCAUUAUAAAAAGUUCUAAAUGCUGGAUUGUUUUAAAAUGAUCUAAUAAUUUUCAUGGGACCACUUUGCAAUUGACUGUCAUCUUUGUAAUGAGUACCAUCUCCACACUUAAUUUUAUAUACAUAUGUUCAUCGUAGCCAUGUCAUAAACCUGAAUUGUAUAAUCCUUUUCUGAUAGUCUUUUUUGUAUAGCAUAUUUUGUUUUAAAUGGACUUUCUAUAUAAAUGAUUUGAUAGAUGUAUUUAAUUUCUUCUUAUGGGAUUCUAUUUGAGGUUUGAAUCUAGAUUUCUUAUUUUUGAUUUGAUAAUAUUUAGACUUGAAUGUAUUUUUAAAGAUAAAAGAAAAGAUUCACAUCCCAAAAAAAUCAUUAUCCUAUAAAUAAGAAUCAAAUUUUAUUGUGUAUUGUAUAUUUUUAAAUUGGACCAAAUGAUGCUGUUCUGUGAUUGACUUAUUUUAGUUUUAAUUUUAUCUAUGUAAAACCUUUCAUUUUAUGUGAUUAAGUUCAGUAUUAUUUUUAUCCAUGUACUGGUUGAGGACCAGCUACUGUCAGUUACCAGUUACCAUCACAGGCAUUUUAUGCAAUAAUAGAUAUAAGAAGAUGUGGUAUGAGUGCCAAUGAGACAACUCUCCAUCCAAUACAUAUGUAGAAUGGUUUAUAAAUUUGAAAAUCAAAUUUUAUGCUCUCUUCAAUACAGUGUUACUUGUUGAUUUCCAAUGACACAAAUUCAUGAUCAGUUUAAAGUUAACAAAGGUAGAAGAGCUUCAAAAUUUAUGGAUGGAAUGACAACAUGUUUUGUUCAUUUGAAAUGCCUUCUUCUCUUCUUACCACAAAAUAGCUGAAAAGACUAUAAUAUUAAAAUUAAGUGGAAAUUUCUAUUAUUUAGUAACUAGGUUCUUAAGUGACAGUAACUGGUCCUCAUACCCAUACAAUUUCAUGCAAAAAUCAACACACCUGUUACUCAUUUUUAGCUCACCUGGCCUAAAAGGCCAAAUGAGCUUUUCUUAUCACUAGGUGUCCGUCGUCCUUAGUUGUCUUUAUCUGUUAACUUUUACAAAAAUCUUUUCCUCUGAAACUACUAGGCCAUAUUAAACCAAACUUGGCCACAAUCAUAAUUUGGGUAUCUAGUUUGAAAAAAUGUGUCCGAUGACCCUGCUUGUCAACCAAGAUGGCCAACAUGUCUAAAAAUAGACCAUAGGGGUAAAAUGCAAGUUUUGUCUAUUAAUUUGAAAUUUGCUAUAAAUCAAGAAAAUCUGGUAGGGAGCAAAAAUGUUCAGAAUGUUGAGCUCUACCUAUUGUCUAUUUACGUCAAAACUGUCAGACGACUUCCUAUACGAGUUAUUGCUCUUAAAUGAUGAAUUUUACCAUUUUUUAAAAUUUUGUCUUUUAUCUCGAAAAUUAUAAUAGAUUGACAGAAACUCUAAAUAGCAAAAAUGAUCAGCAAGACAAGAUCCACAAAUAAGUCAAAUGGCGGAAAAUCUUCGGUCUACUCGUUAGUGGAGUUAUUGCCCAAAAUGAUAAUUUUUGUCUCUCCUGCGACGAAAGUUGUGGAAAGUGAGACAAAGGAAUUGCUUUUCUGGCAAUAGCGACAGUGAAGUUGACAGCGACAAUGGUGACAGCUUCAACAAUUGUUCAGUUUUCUGCUUAAGAUAGUUUGAUAGGAACUACUUGUGAGAGAUCAGUUAUAUUUUGUACGAAGUUACAUUACUAUCAGUACAUAUCAGUUUGACAACUAUUUUGAGGCCCUACCCCCUAGUUUAUAGUCCAGUGACUUUCAAUUAAUUACCAAUUUUCAAUGUUAAGUUUUCUACUUUAGUAAGUUUAAUAGGAACUACUUACAAUUGACAAUUAUAUUUUCUAUAAAGUUACAUUACUGUCCAAACAUCAUUUCCAGGCCCUUCCCACUAGUUCAUGGUCCAGCGACUUUGAAUUAAUUAGCAAUGUUAAUGUCCAUCCUAUUGUCUUUUUCAGAAUUUUAUGCCGACAGGCGAGACAUAUCUCUGUGUCAACAGUUUAUUUACAUUUUUUUUGCAUUUUUUGCCUAUUAUCUUGACAAGUAUAAUGGAUAAAUAGAAACUUUAAAAAGGAAAAAUAAUCAGCAGGAUAAGAUCUACAAAUACAUGAACAUGACUGAAUUGUCAGUUAACUCUUAAUAUAGUUAUUCCCCUUUAAUGAUGAUUUUACUAAAAAGUGGCCAUUGUUGAAGAUGCAGGUGAGCGACACAGGUUCUUUAGAGCCUCUAGUUUAGUGUUUAUAAGGGGAUUUGAAAUUAGUCAGAGCCUACGUUAAUAAACCUUAUUUUUGAUAACCCUUUAUAUGUUACAAGAAUAUUUCCACACACAGUUUCUGAUAAAAAAAUAUUUGAAAAAAAACUUUGAAUUUCUGAUGGUAACUAGUACUGGACCAGUAGAGCUUUUCAUUUCAUGUGACUACAUGUGCCAUAUAAUUUUUAUUCAAUUUUUAUUAUUUUUGUUACUUUUUUAAUCAAAUUUCUAUUAUGAAAUAAAGCCAUGAAAAAUUAA